Molecule: messenger RNA, 945 nt
Organism: Stegodyphus dumicola
Lineage: Eukaryota; Metazoa; Arthropoda; Arachnida; Araneae; Eresidae
Product: pfs47 receptor-like
Source: RefSeq, a predicted model, not a curated record
GAAAAAUUUAAUGUUCAAACCUGUCUGAAAUGAGAAUUUGAGUAUUAAAGAAGUCAAGCUACAAUGAAUAAAAGAUCAAGUAAUUAUUAGGAAGGUAAGGUUCAAGAUGUGUGAAUGCAUUCCUCAAGAUUACCGUCGACCAGCUAUUUGGGUUGCUUCAAUGCGGGGUAAUGUUCCACCCCAUGCCGUAUGUGGAGGAGAAGCAUUUGGCAACAUUCUUUAUGUAUGCCGAGUCAAUCAUUUCGGAGAAACUAUCAUUGGUAAACUUCUACCUUGUAAUGGCUGCUGUUAUAUAGGAUGGAAGGGAAAUGAAUAUGCUUAUUAUGAAUAUGAAGUAUUAUGUAAUCCAGAUAAUAUAGAACUCUCUUGGCAAUGGUACAAAGGCGGAGAAAUGCCUCACGGAGUCCUGCAAGGUGGAUGUUCUCGUGAAGGAGAAUGCCUGUAUAUUGGAAGAAGAUGGCAAGAAGGAACUGUUGGUAUAGGUACAGUUGUACCCAGCCGUAAAUGCCUCUUUGCAUCUUUCUUUGGAAAGGUAUACUCGUACUGUGAGUUCGAAAUUCUGGUUUGUGAAUCCAUUAUCUUUUAAAAGAAAAGAAUCUUUUACGUAACUGGUUACACAUUUUAAAUGCUUUGUUUUUUAAAUUACACAUUAAAAUUUUACUUAUUGGCUAGAAGAGAAGUUACAGAACAGAAUCUUAGAAUGCCUGAUUUAUUGACAGCAUGACUAUAAAAUUCCACGAAUGGCCAUAAUUUUAUAAAGUAAUAACUAUAAAAUGUGAUUCAUGUGUGAAGCACUACUGAAUUUUGUUCAUCUACUUUGAAUAAGGUAGUUUAUGUACACAAAUCACGGGACAACUCUUUUUUGGACUGAUUAAAAAAGACUACAACUAAAAGUUUUUCAAAAUUUAAUCUGCAAAAUAAUAAGAAAUUCAUUUGCAUAUUGCU